GCCUACGACAGUCGUAAGCUAAGUUCGGACUAAAUCAAUGACUACACAUUACACAAAAGUUGGUGUAGAGUGUACAUGGAAUUUCGCAAUGACGCUGUACUUUGCACACUUUUUGUUUCAAGUGUAAGUUGUCACUAAGUUUCUUUGAAAUGCUGUACACGUUAAACAACAUUAGUGUAAAUCUACGGCCGCUAUCUGCCAUCGUAGUUAUCAAAUGAUACAGAGUUUAUGAUUAUCGGCUUCUAACAGUAUUUCCAGUACUUUGAUUCCUUUUCACAAUUCACAAUACGUUUACCAGUACUCCCAGUACUUUGAUGCUUAGUUUGGACUAGCCGCGACCUCUUUGCGAUGGUUACUUUGAAGAGAAAAAUAAGAAUAAGGAACAUAAAUUAGUUCUUAAAUGAAUGGUCAAGAAGGAAAUACAUAGUAUUACAAAUUUUCUACUUUCGGUUUGAUCCUUUUACAUGUGUAAUUUAUUAUCGUUAAUUUUAGUAACACGAUGUUCCAAGGACGACAUAUGUGAAAUGUAUCGCAGUUUUAGUUUUCUCUAUGAUUAAUUAUGUAGAGAUUUGUGGUAAAGGACUGUUAAUUGGAGCAAAGAUGAGUAAUCAAUGAGGAGGGACAUUUUCCAUUCAGUAGUCAAUAAUGGAGGAGGAAGAAUAUUUGAGGAAGAAGAAAAGAUAAUGAAGAUAUAGUGUAAAAUUUUCUUAUUUUAACAAUGGCAUCAAACAUUCUGGCAGGUGAUCAACUGAACUUCACUCGUAUGGGAAUAGCAAGUGUGGAUGAAAUAAAGGUAGUUUUAGCGGACAUUUUAAGAUGUGAGAUUAAACCUCAAGAUUUGCCCAAAUCCAUAUCCUCGUGCUCAGAAUUGACGUCCGGGAGACAUAAACUGAGGCCAGACCAACAGAAACUUUGUUGUCCCUCCCCUCCUGGUGUACCUGACUACAACAAGUUUGAUGUUUCUUUGUUAUACACACUCAUACGAAACCUGUGUCCACAAUUUAAGCCAACCCAGGGUUGGGGUAAAACACCUUCUACAAAGGAUUUGCAAGUUGGAGAUGACAUUGAACGCCUCAGAGUUUUCAGAAACGAGAUGUUUGCACACUUGGAAUCUUCCUGCGUUGAAGACAUUGUGUUUACUUCGCAAUGGCAGAACUUAGAACAGAUAUUCCAGAGGAUGCAGACUUUUCUUAACCAGAAAGGACUCUCAGUUAAUUACAAGAAAAAUCUGAAAAGCAUUGCAAAGGCUGAUUUCGGUUUGACUGAUAUGGAGAAAUACAAGCUUUUGCUCGAAGGAACGAUGUACAUGUUAAAGAAACAUCCCAUUAAUGAUGACCCAUCAAUUUCGAUACGUGGAAAAGCUGAGGUUCUCUGCGGUGAAAAUACCUUUUUUGAAGCUGAAUUGGACAAUUGUCCACCAUCAAGUAACUGGCCAAUCACAUGGGAGAAAUUCCAAGGCAAUGUAACAGAACAACUGGACAUAAGUAAAGAAAAAUAUAGAGGCAGUUCCAGUAGAUUUUUGGUAUUACCACGCGUGUUAAUGGAAGACAAAGGUGAAUACAGAGCUGUUAUUUCACGGAAACAUGUAAAAGUACAGAGCAACGCCAUAUUAUUGACCGUUAGAGGAGAGCUACCACGUCUUCAGAAAUUAAAAGUUACCUCAGAAAGAGACGAUAUAAAUAUUCUGUACAAGUAUGAAAUUUCACAGGACAUUCCAAAAGUACAUCAUAUUGCUUGGACUAAAAAUGACAAGGUUUUAAAAAUAGACAACAUGAAGUAUAUUGGUGGGGAUUUAAAAGACAACUUACUUAAAAUAACAUCUCCGUCCGUUGAAGAUAGAGGAAGGUAUACAUGUACCAUCACUAACGCAGUUGGUUCUGUGUCUGAGUCACUGAUCCUAGAUCCUCCAAACAUAUCAAAUGACCAUUUAACUAGGAUUAACAGUCGGUCUGUGAUAUUGACGUGCGAGAUCUUCCCUUAUGACCAGUCUCCUCCUCUUACUAAAUUACAAUGGCAGAAAGAUGGUCAGGUGAUAGACAUACCUGGAAGUGGAGGAAAGUAUACCGGAGGAACACUUGAUGAACCAUCAUUAACCAUUACAAACGUCAAUCAAUCAGAUGCUGGGACCUAUCAGUGUAAAGCCUCCAAUGCAGUUGGGUCGACUUUUGGGGAAGCUAUUUUUCUGGGAUUCCCAGUAUUUCAAGUUCUAGGACCAGAAAAUACAGAGAGUGGAAUUUGUGUUUUCACAAUGAAUUCAAGUUCCUGUCCAGCAGUUUUUUCAGUUCAGUGGAGUAAGAAAAAUAAAGACAAUGAUGAGUAUACCCCCAUCGAUGUCAAUGACAAGGAAUACUUAGGGACUUCCAAUUCCCUCCCAAACCCAAAGCUAGUCAUCAAGCAAGCUCCUCUACACAAACACAGCUUCAAAGUAGAGGCGCAAAAUUUCAUUGGGACCAGCACAAAAACAAUACCAGAUGACAGUUCCUUUCCGACCGCAUCAAAAGUUGAUAAUAAAGCAAAUAGAGUUGCAGCCAUCUUCAAGAACAAGGGGACUUCAUUUAAAUUUGACAAACUACGCCUUAAACUCAUUGAGGAAAUUCCUGACACAAAAUUAGACUCAUUGAAAGAGUCCAUAAAAGUCAUCACACAAAAGGAUCUAUCUGUUGAAAAUGUUACAACCGUUGAAGGCUUCUUCACACUUAUUCUAAACGAGGGGAUUUUCAGCCAACAAAAUGUAAUUUUGAUGCAGUAUCUUUUGAAAAGUAUUGGUCGUCCUGAUCUUGAACAAAAAUGUGUGGAGUACGCAAGGAAAACAAAAGCAUCAUGUUUCUUUAAAGAACCAGAACACCCAGAUAUAUUUGGUAAAUGAGGCACCAGCAUAAUUUCAACUGACCAAUCAGCUGAAUGGGUAUUGCACUAUGGGUUACUAUGAAUACUACAGGAAUCUUACGCUUGAGAAAAGGAAUACGGUAUCUUAUG
This is a messenger RNA of Saccostrea cuccullata (small rock oyster), 2976 nucleotides long. RefSeq names its product titin-like. NCBI's taxonomy places the organism in Eukaryota, Metazoa, Mollusca, Bivalvia, Ostreida, Ostreidae. Gene Ontology annotation, molecular function: protein binding. The transcript is spliced from 10 exons. The coding region runs from base 719 to 2866 and encodes 715 amino acids. Gene Ontology annotation, biological process: cell-cell adhesion; regulation of apoptotic process. The record is from RefSeq and is a predicted model, not a curated record.